This is a messenger RNA of Phytophthora nicotianae INRA-310, 1845 nucleotides long. RefSeq names its product phenylalanine-tRNA ligase, beta subunit. Bases 1 to 1845 code for a protein of 614 amino acids. Gene Ontology annotation, molecular function: ATP binding; RNA binding; magnesium ion binding. NCBI's taxonomy places the organism in Eukaryota, Oomycota, Peronosporomycetes, Peronosporales, Peronosporaceae. The transcript has 3 exons. The record is from RefSeq and is a predicted model, not a curated record. Gene Ontology annotation, cellular component: phenylalanine-tRNA ligase complex; cytoplasm. Gene Ontology annotation, biological process: phenylalanyl-tRNA aminoacylation.
AUGCCGACCGUGGGGGUGAAGCGCGAUGAGCUGUUCGCGGCCUUGGGCCAGACGUACACGGACGAGGAGUUCGAUGUUCUGUGCUUCGAGUUCGGCAUCGAACUGGAUGACGUGACGAGCGAGAAGCAGCUUAAACAGCGUGAGACCAAGGGCCAAGGCAAGGACCACUCGGAGCACUCGGACGCCGUGCUCUACAAGAUCGACGUUCCCGCCAACCGCUACGAUCUGCUCUGUGUCGAGGGUAUCGCACGUGCACUGCGUAUCUUCCUGGAGAAGGAGCGCCCGCCCGUGUACACGUUGACGCCGCGUGCCGAGGGCCCGCACAGCAUUACGGUCAAGCCCAACACGAAGCUGGUGCGCCCGUAUGUGGUGUCGGCCAUCCUGCGUGACGUCAAGUUCACCCAGGAGCGCUAUGACAGCUUCAUUGACCUGCAGGACAAGCUCCACCAGAACAUCUGUCGUCGCCGUACACUCGUGGCUAUCGGCACGCACGACCUGGACACUGUUGAGGGACCUUUCACCUACAAUGCGCUGCCCCCGAACGAGAUCAAAUUCAUCCCGCUGACUCAGAGCAAGGAAUUUGAAGCCAAGGAGCUGCUGGAUUUCUACCGUACUAACCCGGAGGUCAAGCACAUCAAGCCGUACACGGAUAUUAUCUACGACUCGCCCGUGUACCCUGUGAUCACGGACAAGAACGGCGUGGUCUUGUCGCUGCCGCCCAUUAUCAACGGCGAGCACUCCAAGAUCUCGCUCGCCACGAAGAAUGUCUUCAUUGAGUGCACAGCCACGGACAUCACCAAGGCAAAGGUCGUACUUAACACGAUGAUCGCCAUGUUCUCCGAGUACUGCGCCAAGCCGUUCACGGUGGAACCAGUGCAGAUCAAUUACGAGGACCAGACUGUGAACGAGAAUGAGCUGACGCCCAACCUCAGCAAGCGCUCGGUUGAGGUGCAGAUCAAGAACAUCUACUCGAUGUUGUUCGGCAAGAGCGAGCCUAUUAACCUGGAUGUGGAACGGAUCUGCAAGCUGUGCGACAAGAUGCAGCUGGACGCCAAGCCCUCAGGCAACGGAAAGACCAUUAUUGCUGAGGUCCCUAUUACUCGCUCGGACAUUCUGCACCCCGUGGAUGUGAUCGAGGACGUCGGUAUCGCUUACGGCUUCAACAACAUCCCACUCACGAUCCCUCAGACGCAGACUAUUGGUAUGGCGCAGCCACUGAACAAGCUGGGCGACCUUCUUCGCGACGAGAUCAGCCGUGCAGGCUACAUCGAGCUGCUGACUCACGGUUUGUGCUCGCACAAGGAGAACUUCGAGUACCUGAACCGUGAGGACGAUGGUCACUCUGCUGUUGUGCUGUCCAACCCGGCUACUGUGGAGUUCGAGGUUGUGCGUACGUCGAUGCUGCCUGGUGUGCUGAAGACUAUCCAGAACAACAAGGCCAUGUCCAUCAAGGAAGGUCUGAAGUUGUUCGAGAUCUCGGACGUCGUUGUGAUCGACGACAACACGGACGUUGGAGCUAAGAAUGUGCGUCGUAUUUGUGCCGCGUACACCGGCCCGACCGAUGGUUUCGAGGUCAUUCACGGUCUUGUUGACCGCAUCAUGCAGCUGAUGGGCAUCCCGUCUGCACUGGAGAUGGCUGCGGGCACGAAGGAGUACUACACCAUCACGCCCGCGGAGGAGCGCACAUACUUCCCUGGCCGUUGUGCGUACGUGACCCUGCAGAAGGAGGAUGCCAAGCCUCUACGUCUCGGUACGUUCGGCGUGCUACACCCGGAGGUGCUGAAGAACUUCGAUCUGCUCAACCCCACUUCCGUUCUGGAGAUGGAUUUGGAGCCUCUGGUCUAA